AUGUCAGGCCCGUAUUCACCAAAAGCAACUCCCAAGCGGAAGCGGGAUGAUAUCAUCAGCGAGACGCCCGCUUCGAAGUUAUUUACAGCCUCAAUCUUCACGUUUGAACCUCCUAGCUCGCAAGACUCAAUUGAAGAUGGCAGCAGUAGUCCUCGCACCAAGGUUGCUAACAAGUUUCGCGACCUUUCACUCGAGAGAGGUGGGGGCGGGGUUCAGGUCACAUCGACGCCAGAUGGCAUCAACGGUCAACGGCCAGUAGCCCAGGAGCGCCCGAAGCGAUUACCAGAUCCCGUGAUCUUUGGCUUUGGCGGCGGAACCCAUGAGGUGGGCGGAAAAAAUAACAUGCAGCUGGACGGUGACGACAAUGUCGCCCGGAAACGCCAUAAAUACAUACAGUUCGAAGGGGACAUAUCUCCUGGCGCCAAGGGAGAAAGCAGUGCUCAGGCAGCCGAGCCCGUGGAGAUUGACGAGAAAAGAACGCUCACUCUGGAGAGUGGCGUGGACCCGAGCUUGGUGAGAGUGGUUCGAAACGGAUCUCUGGGCGGCCUGAAGAAAUCCUAUCCCUCAAUUAAUCGUUUGUCGGAUUCGAGAUCUCGUGGUCGUAGGCGGUCGGGCACACCGCCCCUUCAUGCAUCUAGGCGUAAGAGCACAGGGUCAAUGGAGGAAGCACCGCCUGCCAUCGUGGAUCCUGUUCGCGCGGCAUUGACCUGGCACGAGGACGAGAUCACGGUCUACGACUCUGAAGACAAGGAUGACGAUGGCACAGGACUGAACGGAAUCGGAUUCAGGCCUACGCCUGCCAUAGCAUAUCAGCGAGCACAGAAACGGAAGAAGCAGCUAGCCGAAUACAAGAAGCGCGAGGAGACCGAGGCUAGAGCCCAGCGAAAUCAACGGCGCCGAGAUGCACUCGGUGGAGGGACAGAAUUACAAAGACAGCAUUCUGCGAGCCGCGUUCACUUCUCCGAAGCGGAACCUGAAAAGUUGGUCAUGACUUAG
Messenger RNA from Truncatella angustata, 996 nucleotides. RefSeq lists its product as uncharacterized. Lineage: Eukaryota; Fungi; Ascomycota; Sordariomycetes; Amphisphaeriales; Sporocadaceae. The transcript has a single exon. The record is from RefSeq and is a predicted model, not a curated record. The coding region runs from base 1 to 996 and encodes 331 amino acids.